AUGUCUCUAGCAGGCAAGGUCAUUUCCAUCACCGGAGCGAGUUCGGGCAUGGGUCUCUCAUUAGCCAAGAUAGUCGCCAGUCGAGGGGCAAAACUGGCUCUGGCAGAUAUACAGCGAGAGCCUCUCGAAAAGCUGGUAGCCGAACUCAAGAGCUCGGGCGUGGAAGCCAUCGGACAAAGUGUCAACGUCGCUCGCCAUCAAGACGUGGAUGACUGGUUAGGCAACAUUUCAAAGCACUAUGGCAGGCUGGACGGUGCGGCCAACCUCGCAGGAGUCCCCGGCAAGCAUGGAGGCUCCUUUGGAUCCAUCCUGGGCCAGUCGCUCGAGGAGUGGGACCACAUCAUCUCCGUGAACCUCACGGGGCUCAUGUACUGUCUUAGAGCCCAAGUCCAAGUCAUGGGCUCUGGCGGAUCAAUCGUCAAUGCGGCGAGUAUACUGAGUCUGAUGGGCAAGCACGGCAUGUCCGCGUAUGUCACGAGCAAGCACGGAGUCCUGGGGUUGACGAGAUCCGUUGCCAAAGAAUUCGGCCCGAAGGGCAUCAGGAUCAACUGCGUCGCGCCUGGCGCUAUCGAGACUCCAAUGUUGCGAACCGUCUUUGCAGACGAAGGAGAGCCGGAAAAGGUGGUCUGCGCGCUCCAGCGGAACGGACAACCUGAGGAAGUGGCAAAGGUGAUUGCAUUUCUGCUGAGCGACGAUGCGUCAUACGUGACAGGAGCAAUCUAUCCUGUCGAUGGAGGCGACUCGGCGUAG
Fonsecaea erecta is the source of this 750-nucleotide messenger RNA. RefSeq lists its product as hypothetical. The record is from RefSeq and is a predicted model, not a curated record. NCBI's taxonomy places the organism in Eukaryota, Fungi, Ascomycota, Eurotiomycetes, Chaetothyriales, Herpotrichiellaceae. The transcript is spliced from 2 exons. Gene Ontology annotation, molecular function: oxidoreductase activity. Bases 1 to 750 code for a protein of 249 amino acids.